Molecule: messenger RNA, 1215 nt
Organism: Cuscuta campestris
Lineage: Eukaryota; Viridiplantae; Streptophyta; Magnoliopsida; Solanales; Convolvulaceae
Source: the annotation of a GenBank genome assembly
CAAAAAGGUAGCAAGCUUAAACCCUUGUAGUGUUGGACUGAACCCCUUUUUUUCACCUGAGUCUCUCCGGCUACAUAGUGGGCCAGCUCUAUUUCUCCGGGAGAAAGGCGAAUCCAUGUCGAAGUGGUGGCGUUCGGUGGCUGCAGCCGGGCACGGCUUAAGAAACGCGACGGAGGCGGCGAGCCGACGGUCGUAUUUCACCAUUCAGGCUAUCCCAAGAGAGGCAACAGGUAGCGGAGUUUCCGCUAGGGACCGAGCACAGGGCCGUAUCCCCGCCGUCGUCUUCUCGCAGAAUUACGUCCUAACAAACCCUAGCGACACGAAAUCAAUCGCCGCGACGGCCGUCGUCUCCCGGAAACGCCUUCUUACAACCGAGAGAAAGCAGAUCAAGACCAUCAUUGAUUCCAUCGAACUCCCGUUCUUUUGCUCCACGACAUUUCCGUUGCAGAUCCGUGCCGGGUCGGGCUCAUCAUGUUUACUAGAAUCCGGGAGAGUACUUCCCAUCAAGAUUCACACACACAAAGAGACUGGGAAGAUAUUGAAUUUGGUCUUUGUGUGGGCUGAAGAUGGAUCCAAAUUGAAGGUGGAUAUCCCUGUUGUUUUAAAAGGAGAAGACGCCUGCCCUGGUGUGAAGAAAGGUGGUCAUCUAAACAAGGCGAGAAAAAGUUUGAGGUUCUUAUGCCCGGCAGAGAAAAUUCCUCAAAAGAUAGAGGUGGAUGUGAGCAAUCUUGAUAUUGGCGACAAAGUACUGAUGCAAGACAUCAGUGUUGACCCUGAUUUGGAGCUUCUGAGCACAUACCCUGAGAUGCCUGUAUGUAACAUUCGAGCUACUUAUUCUGACAAAAAGUCCAAAACUGCCCCCGUUGUAUGAUCUCCUGAAACAGCAGUGGCAGCGUCUAGGUCCAGCAGAUCCCAGUUGAAGAUGAUGAAGAAGACCAAGCCAUCAAUGGCUGCUGCUCUAUCUUUUACAAUACCAUCAAAAUCAUGUUGGAGCCUUUAUGCAGCAGUGAUGCUUAGGCAAGGUCCCGUCCACCGCGCACUCUUUACCAUUUACUAGUAUUAUACGUCGUGCUUCGCACCAGCUUGGAUCUUUGUGGGUGUUGUUUGUACUUUUGUCAUUGCGAGUUAGAUAAAUGAAGUAGGGGUUGAAUGAUUUGCGUGAGUUGUAGUUUGAUGAAUUGAGACAUUUAGGGUGGGGACAUUUAGGGUGGGGGG